AUGUCAUUGAAAAGCAUAGUUCAAGAACCCAAGGGAAUUAAAAAUGGAAUAUCAAAGCAGGGUCCUGAGAGCGAGCAUUUGCUCCAUCGGAUAGUGUCGCAUCUUGCUAUGGAUUCACUUCCAAUUAAACCUCUUCCAAAGGGAGAAUGGGAAACUCUACCACGUGAAUUGCUUUUGGACAUAAUCCGUAAGGUUGAAGAAAGUGAGACAUCUUGGCCUGCACGUGCUGUUGUUGUCGUCUGUGCUUCAGUAUGUAAAUCAUGGAGGUCCGUCACAAAAGAGAUCGUCAAAACUCUUCAGCAAUGUGGAAGGAUCACAUUUCCUAUUUCAUUGAUGCAGCCUGGUCCUCGUUAUCAUCCGAUACAUUGCUUUAUAAGGAGGAACAGAAGAACUUCUACAUUUCUGUUGUAUCUGGUGCAGUCGGAGAAUAAGAGUACUAAGUUGUUAUUAGCUGCCAAAAGGAUAAGAAGGUCCAACUUCGUCAUAUCCUUGGCUGCGGAUGAUUUUUCUCGAGCAAGCAACAAAUAUGUUGGUAAACUGAGGUCAAAUUUUUGGCGCACCAAGUUCACUAUAUACGACAGUCAAUCUCCAUUAUUUGAUGAAACUCUUUCUUCUUCACCAGCACUGAAGGGAAAACGUCCAACGAAAGAUUCAUACUUUGCAAGCCUAUCAAAGCUACCAGAAUUGAGUCGAGGCUCAUUCGAGACCUUUAUACUAAAAAACAAGGCUCUUAGAUGGGAUGAGAAGCACAAUGGUUGGUGCCCUGACUUCAUGGGCCGUGUUAAAGUAGAAUCUAUGAAAAACUUUGACCUUGUAGCUGUUGUUGAUCGAUCUCAUAAUGUUUCUCCAGGAGUGCGAAAAUGGCCAAUCUUGCAGUUAGGAAGCGCGGAUGGGAAAGAUAUCUUCUUCAUGCACUACACUUAUCCAUUCUCUGCCUUCCAAGCCUUUGCCAUCUGCUUGAUUUGUUGCAUAUAA
Molecule: messenger RNA, 975 nt
Organism: Medicago truncatula (barrel medic)
Lineage: Eukaryota; Viridiplantae; Streptophyta; Magnoliopsida; Fabales; Fabaceae
Product: tubby-like F-box protein 2
Exons: 4
Coding region: 1-975 (324 amino acids)
Molecular function (GO): protein binding
Source: RefSeq, a predicted model, not a curated record